This is a messenger RNA of Anopheles moucheti, 1149 nucleotides long. It is a transcript of the gene Gr59f, whose product is annotated as putative gustatory receptor 59f. The record is from RefSeq and is a predicted model, not a curated record. The coding region runs from base 1 to 1149 and encodes 382 amino acids. Gene Ontology annotation, biological process: sensory perception of taste. Gene Ontology annotation, cellular component: membrane. The transcript is spliced from 4 exons. NCBI's taxonomy places the organism in Eukaryota, Metazoa, Arthropoda, Insecta, Diptera, Culicidae.
AUGAGCGCCGAUUUCGGUAACGUGAAGCGUUGUAUGCAUUUGCAGCUGUAUCAAUCAUUCAAGAUAUACCUGCGAUGCGCCCAACUGCUGUUUGUUGCACCGUGCAGUUUCGAACAGGGACGAUCUUCGGUUACAUAUUUCAAGCAAGCACGGUUCCUGGUAACUGCGGGCAUCCUCGUUUGGAUAACGAUUUGUGGGUGUCAAGCGAUUGCCAAUUUUUUCGUAAUGCCAAUGCCAUUCUUUACCGCCGUUUUAUACGUGAACGAAGCCGUUCUGUGCCUUUUCAUCACCAUCCAUACCAUGAGCAGAGGAUACAGUGAAACGCAACGCUAUAAGCAGUUUUUUGAAAAAAUAUUCAUCGUUGCUAAUGCGUUACCGUGCACCGAAUGGAGUGAAAUUUUGGCGUACGCUCGCCGAAAAUUGCUAUGGCUCUGUACGGCGUUAAUAUUAACAUACAGUGUGGUCUUGUGUUUAGACUAUUUACAUUUCGGCAGUAUUCUUGCUACCCUGUUCUCGUUGGGCGCCUAUCUGUUGCCCAACAUCCUAGCUAGCUUCGCACUAGCACAGUAUUAUCUCGGCACCGUUCUGAUUUACUUACUGCAGCAGAAAAUAAACCAGCAGCUCAAAUCGGGAAAGUCGUCGAUCAAUCUGGAAGAAGCUAAGCACCUGUACCUGCACCUUGGGAGCUGCGUUGAACUUAUCACACGAUCGUUCGAAAUUACAAUUGUAACAAACGUGUUUGCCGGCAUUAAUGUAACGAGUUUGCAAGUGCUCGAAAUCUACCAGUACUUGCACGUGGGCGAAACGAAACCAAUCUAUAUGGCUUACAAUAUCGUUUGGGUUGUGAUGCAAAUAUGCAUGCUGCUGAUGGUGCUUUAUCCGAACGAAAUUGUCAAGCGAGAGCAAACACGCUUCGGCAUGAUGUUGUUCGAACUUUCCCAUCAAAACGAUGCUGAGAUGUCAGAGGUUCAGAUGGCUCGGCUUGAGCUGCUAACACUCGACCGGAAGAAGAGCGUACCAACGGCGUGUGGGAUCUUUGUCGCACUGAUGUCCUUCAUUAUCAUUCUGAUACAGUUCGAUGCGGCCAACCUGAAUAAACAUAAAGGAGCUGUUACGGCGAUUGAUAGUCUCUACAAUUCGCAUACGUAA